Molecule: messenger RNA, 3835 nt
Organism: Gambusia affinis (western mosquitofish)
Lineage: Eukaryota; Metazoa; Chordata; Actinopteri; Cyprinodontiformes; Poeciliidae
Gene: rhbdf1a
Product: rhomboid 5 homolog 1a (Drosophila)
Exons: 19
Coding region: 429-3116 (895 amino acids)
Biological process (GO): regulation of epidermal growth factor receptor signaling pathway; regulation of protein secretion
Cellular component (GO): endoplasmic reticulum membrane
Molecular function (GO): serine-type endopeptidase activity
Source: RefSeq, a predicted model, not a curated record
CCGUCUUCAGCCCAGGGCGGGGCUCACUCUCCACGAAACUGAAUUAGGCUACAACCGGCGGCAGAGAGGGAACUUCGGUCGCUCGCUCGCUUCAUGGAGCAGCGUGGAAAUGCUCCGUCCGUAGGAGAGAAGGGGAGCGGACAGCAGCCACAUCCCUGUUACACCCUUCUAUUUCCCCUGUUGUGCCGCAGCUGAGACCAAUACUGAAGCGAUUGGAUUUUACGCACGGCACCAGGACUGGUAUUUAAAAAAAAAGAAGAAAAUCACACAUCUGUUUGGUGGGGGGGAAAACCCCGUUUGUUGCCGCGCCGCUGUUAGGAUAAUGUAACAACCGGAGAUCUGCUGCCUGUGAAAGAAUCUCAGAAUAAGGAUAUCUUUUAUACCGCUGGACGUUUUAAGGCUGGCAGGCCUGGAGCAGGAUAGCAAACAUGGCUGAACCACGGCGGGAAAGUACCAGCAGUCUGCAGAGGAAGAAACCUCCCUGGCUCCGACUGGACAUUCCCACGGCUCAGAUGUCACUAGACGAGCCUCCGACUUUUGUUCAGCCGGUGAGGCGGCAGGGGUUCCUUCGCAGUAUCAGCAUGCCGGUGGAGACUUCUCACCUCCAGUCUCCGCCGCGCGACAUCUUUGACACCCGGCGGCCUGUAUUACAACGCCAGUCAUCCAUUACUCAGACCAUAAAGAGCAGCAGGAGAGUGCACUUUGAGCGGAUUAACACUGUCCCCGUUAAGGGACAACGGGCUGCACGCCGCAGCAUCAGGAAACACCACUCUCUCUCCAGAACUCUGCUCAGGGGAACAGCAGACUGGUUUGGAGUUAGUAAAGACGGCGACGCCACACAGAAAUGGCAGAGAAAAAGUCUUCGGCACUGCAGCCUCCGCUAUGGGAAACUAAAACCGCAGGUGAUCCGGGAGAUGGACUUGCCGAGCCAGGACAACAUCUCCUUGACCAGCACUGAGACCCCACCACCUCUCUACGUGCCGUCCUCGCAGCAUGGAAUGCAAAAGAUCGUGGACCCAUUGGCACGUGGAAGAGCCUUUCGAAUGGUGGAGGAGGUUGACGGCUACAGCGUUCCUCCGACCCCGAUCACGCCCGGAGCCGCGUCACUUUGCUCCUUCACCAGCUCUCGCUCAGGUCUCAACCGGCUACCUCGCAGGCGCAAGAGGGAAUCGGUGGCCAAGAUGAGCUUCAGGGCUGCAGCUGCACUGGUCAAGGGGCGUUCGUUAAGAGAGAGUACUCUAAAACGGGCUCAAAGGCGAAGCUUCACUCCCGCCAGUUUCAUGGAGGAAGACGUGGUCGACUUUCCUGAUGAACUGGACACCUCCUUCUUCGCUAGAGACAUCCUGAUGCACGAAGAGUUGUCCACAUAUGCAGAUGAGGUCUUUGAGUCUCCAUCUGAGAUGGCCAUCAAAGAGGCAGAGCCCGGCACCAAGAAGGAUGAAAUGGAGCUGACAGGCAGUGCCUUGGAUAAGACUGAGCUUGAGAGAAGUCACCUCAUGCUGCCUCUGGAAAGAGGAUGGCGUAAAGCCAAAGAAGGAACCCCAGGACCACCAAAGGUGCCCUUGCGUCAGGAGGUGGUGAGCGUUCACGGACAGCGGCGUGGACAGCGCAUCGUCGUGCCGGUCAAGAAGCUUUUUGCUCGUGAAAAGAGGCCGUAUGGGCUGGGCAUGGUAGGAAAGCUGACAAACCGCACUUACCGCAAACGCAUUGACAGCUUUGUGAAGAGACAGAUCGAGGAUAUGGACGACCACAGGCCUUUUUUCACAUACUGGAUCACCUUUGUUCAUUUACUCAUCACUAUAUUGGCUGUAUGUAUAUAUGGUAUUGCACCAGUGGGCUUCUCUCAGCAUGAAACUGUUGAUUCUGUUUUAAGAAACAAAGGAGUCUAUGAAAAUGUCAAGUUUGUACAGCAGGAGAACUUCUGGAUCGGGCCUGGUUCUGAAUCCCUGAUCCAUUUAGGGGCCAAAUAUUCUCCAUGCAUGCGUCAAGAUGAGCAGGUGCACAAUCUUAUCAGGGAAAAGAAAGCUGUUGAACGCAACUCCGCGUGCUGCGUUCGGAACGAUCGCUCUGGCUGUGUUCAGACUUCAGAGGAGGAAUGCUCGAGUACUCUAGCUGAGUGGGUGAAGUGGCCCAAUCCAGCAUUCAACACUCCACAGGUCAAUGGUAAAGACAGGCAGUAUGGCUCAGUGUGUCAUCAGGAUCCCGGGAUAUGUCUGGAGCCGGCCUCGGUGUCUCCACAUGAAUGGCCCGAUGACAUAACGAAGUGGCCUAUUUGUACCAGGUACAACACAGGGAACCAUACCAACCUGCCUCACAUAGACUGUACCAUCACAGGCCGACCCUGCUGCAUCGGAACCAAAGGAAGAUGUGAAAUCACAUCCAGGGAAUAUUGUGACUUCAUGAAGGGCUACUUCCAUGAGGAGGCUACUCUUUGCUCGCAAGUGCAUUGCAUGGAUGAUGUCUGUGGAUUGUUGCCUUUCCUCAACCCAGAGAUUCCAGAUCAGUUUUAUAGGCUCUGGCUUUCUCUUUUCCUGCAUGCUGGAAUCCUCCAUUGCCUGGUGUCGGUGGCUUUCCAGAUGACCAUCCUGAGAGACCUGGAGAAACUUGCUGGCUGGCUGCGCAUCUCAAUCAUUUACAUCCUCAGUGGGAUCACUGGGAACCUGGCCUCGGCUAUCUUCUUACCCUAUAGAGCAGAGGUGGGUCCUGCUGGCUCUCAGUUUGGGAUCCUGGCCUGCCUGUUUGUGGAGCUCUUCCAGAGCUGGCAGAUCCUGGCCCAGCCGUGGAGGGCCUUCAUCAAGCUGCUGUGCGUGGUGCUCUUCCUCUUUGCCUUCGGGCUACUGCCCUGGAUCGACAACUUCGCCCACAUCUGUGGCUUCAUCUCCGGCUUCUUCCUGUCCUUUGCCUUCCUGCCCUACAUCAGCUUCGGCCGCAUGGACCUGUACCGCAAACGCUGCCAGAUUAUCGUUUUCCUGCUGGUGUUUGUCGGUCUGUUUUCGGGCCUCGUGGUGCUCUUCUACGUCUACCCCAUCAAGUGCGACUGGUGCGAACUGAUCACCUGCAUCCCCUUCACAGACAAAUUCUGCGAGAAGUACGACCUCAACGCCCACCUUCAUUGAAGUGAGAGCAACGAAGCAUGAAAUGGACUGAAAAUGGACUGAACUUAUAUAGCGCUUUUCCAGUCAUUUUGAUCACUCAAAGCGCUGAUGAAGGCAUCAGGUCAAUUGUUGUAGACUGAUUGAGAGGGAGGGGGACAUUUCCUCUUUCUCUGUGAACUAAAAGAUUAUUGUUGUGUUCUUUUACUCUGUCAUUAUGAACACUUAUACUCCUCAUCAUAUGGAUUUCCUUUACGUUCCCAUUCAAAAUCAUUGUCAGUGCUUUUAUUGUCCAGUGAAACAAAGCUAAGGCACUUCAAAAACCCAUCAAAGCACCUGGUUUCCCUUUACUUGAGAGGAAGUAAUAGGAGAAGCCAAGGCGCUGGUACAGGCUGAAGGAUCAUAUUCAACAUUCGCAACAAUUAUUCAGGCAACCUCAGAACCAGAAGCAGGGACAAUAAAUAUAUAUACCUUUGGUGCCUUGUUGAUAAAUGUACCAACUACUGCCAUAUUUUUGUUACAUUAUGCUGAGCACUCGAAUGUUUCCUUUUGUUUAUUGCUUCUCAAGAAGUGAUUAUUGUUUUGAACACGGCGGCGUUUUAGCUGCCCAUCUAUUCUCAUGUAACUGAAACGGUAAAAAGAAAAAAGACAAAAAACGACACUUAAUUAAUAAAAAAUGUGUGCUACUUUUUCUUAACGCCUACUGGAUGUUGUGUAGUUUAUUAAAAUCAAACAAUGAAACA